Messenger RNA from Dipodomys spectabilis (banner-tailed kangaroo rat), 2592 nucleotides. It is a transcript of the gene Angptl1, whose product is annotated as angiopoietin like 1. The coding region runs from base 348 to 1823 and encodes 491 amino acids. The transcript is spliced from 5 exons. Lineage: Eukaryota; Metazoa; Chordata; Mammalia; Rodentia; Heteromyidae. Gene Ontology annotation, biological process: cell surface receptor protein tyrosine kinase signaling pathway. The record is from RefSeq and is a predicted model, not a curated record.
UCAGCUGCAGCUGGUUACUGCACUUCUUCUCCAUGUGGCAGACAGAGCGCAGCCACAAUGCUUUCACUGCUGGAUUAGAGACAGCCCACAGACCAGAACUUCACUACACUACUUAAAAGUUACAUAGGUGGCUUGUCAAAUUCAAUCAAUUAGUAUUAUAAAAAGAAAAGGUCCAUAUUAGUGGUUGGAUUCAACAAUCCUCACCAAAAAAAAAUGCAGUUGCCAUUGAAGUCAGAGAUGAACCAACGUCUACACUGAUUUUUUAAAAUCAAGAAAAAGGGCAGCAACUUUCUGGAUUCAAUUUAUCAACAACAUAAAAAGACAUCGUUAUACAACUUCAUUUCGAAAUGAAGGCUUUUAUUUGGACCCUAGGUGUACUAUUCUUCCUUCUAAUGGGCACUGGACAUUGCAGAGGAGGACAGUUCAAAAUUAAAAAAAUAACCCAGAGGAGAUACCCUCGUGCCACAGAUGGUAAAGAGGAAGCAAAGAAAUGUGCAUACACAUUCCUGGUACCUGAACAAAAAAUAACAGGACCAAUUUGUGUCAAUACCAAAGGGCAAGAUUCAGGUACCAUUAAAGACAUGAUCACCAGGAUGGAUCUUGAAAACCUGAAGGAUGUGCUCUCCAGGCAGAAGCGAGAGAUAGAUGUUUUGCAACUGGUGGUGGAUGUAGAUGGAAACAUUGUCAAUGAGGUAAAGCUUCUGAGAAAAGAAAGUCGUAACAUGAACUCUCGGGUUACCCAACUCUAUAUGCAACUAUUACAUGAGAUUAUCCGUAAGAGGGACAAUUCACUUGAACUUUCCCAACUGGAAAAUAAAAUCCUCAAUGUCACCACAGAAAUGCUGAAGAUGGCAACAAGGUACAGGGAAUUAGAAGUCAAAUAUGCCUCCUUGACUCAUCUUGUCAAUAACCAGUCUGUGAUGAUCACUCUGCUGGAGGAGCAGUGCAUGAGGAUAUUUUCCCGACAGGACACCCAUGCGUCUCCCCCUCUUGUCCAGGUAGUGCCACAACACAUACCUACCAGUCAUCACUACACUCCUGGUCUGUUGGGAGGCAAUGAAAUACAGAGGGACCCAGGUUAUCCCAGAGACUUAAUGCCACCACCUGACCUGGCAACUUCUCCCACCAAAAGCCCUUUCAAGAUACCACCUGUAACUUUCAUCAAUGAAGGACCAUUCAAAGACUGUCAGCACGCAAGAGAAGCUGGACAUUCAGUCAGUGGGAUUUACAUGAUUAAGCCUGAAAACAGCAAUGGACCAAUGCAGUUAUGGUGUGAGAACAGUUUGGAUCCUGGGGGUUGGACUGUUAUUCAGAAAAGGACAGAUGGCUCUGUUAACUUCUUCAGAAACUGGGAAAAUUAUAAGAAAGGGUUUGGAAACAUUGAUGGAGAAUACUGGCUUGGACUGGAAAAUAUCUAUAAGCUUAGUAAUCAAGAUAAUUAUAAAUUGUUGAUUGAAUUAGAAGACUGGAGUGAUAAAAAGGUGUAUGCAGAAUAUAGUAGCUUUCGGCUGGAACCUGAAAGUGAAUUCUAUAGACUGCGCCUGGGAACUUACCAGGGAAAUGCAGGGGAUUCUAUGAUGUGGCAUAAUGGUAAACAAUUCACCACACUGGACAGAGACAAAGAUAUGUAUGCAGGAAACUGCGCUCACUUUCAUAAAGGAGGCUGGUGGUACAAUGCCUGUGCACAUUCUAACCUCAAUGGAGUAUGGUACAGAGGAGGUCAUUACAGAAGCAAGCACCAAGAUGGAAUUUUUUGGGCUGAAUACAGAGGCGGGUCAUACUCCUUAAAAGCCGUUCAGAUGAUGAUCAAGCCUAUUGACUGAUGAGAGACAGUCCAACAUAAAUGGCACAGAAUAUGUAAUUUUAGUUCCCCAAAAAUGUUUUAUGUCUCUAACUUUGCACAAUUAUUUCUAAACAAAGAAUUUGUAAAAUGAAUUUUACCCUAACUAUAAAAAGGAUUUAUGAAUGUAGUUUCAUCUUCCUUCAAAAUUCUGCUCAAAAUGAUUUGUAUGAAUAUCCUACUUAUUUUUUAAAGUUAUAUUGAUUGAAUACAGGUAAAGUCUAUUUUCUAAAAUGUAAAUAUGUGUCACAAUACAAAUCAAAUCUUAGCUUUAAGUCAAACAAUACAUGCUCAAGAUUCUUAACCAUUUAUUUAAAAAUUAUGAAAUUAUUCUAACUUGCAAAAGUAAUUUUAAGAUUUUAGCCAAGUAAUGCAUUUUAUUUAUAAAAACAGACAAGAAAUUAGAGAAAUCUCUAGUUUUGCUGUAAAAAAUUUUUUCACUGAAUAAAAAUUUGAGAAAAUUUCAAAUCAUAUGUGUCUUUCACAUUUAAUGACUGAAUCUGAACUGUUAAUGAUUUCCCACCCCCCAAAGAAUGGUGACUUAGAAUAUUAAAGUAUAUAUCAUUUUUAAUUAAGAAAUAUAAAUACUAAUGCUUAUUUGCAUGGUAAAUUUAUUAAAAAUAAACACACAAGUAUGUUUUCAAUAUUUAUAUGAUAUGCUGACUACUAAAACUCUGAAAUGCAGUUUAUAUAGCAAAGUUAGUAUAAUUGUUUUUUAUAGUUAUACUGUUUAAUAUAAUUCUACAACCAAA